Molecule: messenger RNA, 2801 nt
Organism: Momordica charantia (bitter melon)
Lineage: Eukaryota; Viridiplantae; Streptophyta; Magnoliopsida; Cucurbitales; Cucurbitaceae
Product: glucose-inhibited division family A protein
Biological process (GO): tRNA wobble uridine modification; tRNA methylation
Molecular function (GO): flavin adenine dinucleotide binding
Source: RefSeq, a predicted model, not a curated record
UUCUACCAAUCCAGUGGAUUUUGCUAAGAAAAGGAAGGGCGCAGAUGAACCACAAAGUCAUCAUCGUCACACUCCCAGUUCAAAUUUGUUCUCCUUCGCCCACGACCUGAUGCUACUGCUCACAUGCCCGCACUGGUAACUCUUAACAUCCGUUGUAAUUCAUGGCAGCUUCAGGAAUGCUUACGUUUCACCUCCCUCGCCUCAUCCGCCAUCUUCCCUUCCUUUCUCCAUUCAAUCCUUCCGUUGCUCUUCACGUAUUUCGCCGGAAACUACCGCCCAGCUACCCUGUCAGAUUCGGCCGCAAUUGCAUAUCUAGKAGGUCGUUCGUUGCUGCCAGUUCAAGUUCUCAAGACUUGAGAAACCACGUUGGGGCCGCCGACGAAAAAUACGAUGUUAUAGUCGUAGGAGGAGGGCAUGCAGGUUGUGAAGCUGCACUUGCAUCUGCUCGUUUAGGGGCAAAAACUCUUCUUCUGACACUCAAUAUUGAUCGUAUUGCUUGGCAGCCUUGCAAUCCAGCAGUAGGUGGGCCAGCAAAAUCUCAACUUGUGCAUGAAGUGGAUGCACUAGGGGGUGAAAUUGGUAAGGUCGCUGACAGAUGCUAUCUACAAAAGCGUGUACUUAAUGUUUCUAGAGGCCCUGCUGUACGGGCGUUGCGUGCUCAAACUGAUAAAAGGGAGUAUGCACUUUUAAUGAAGAGUAUUGUGGAAAGCACUCCUAAUCUUUCUAUUAGAGAGGCCAUGGUGACAGAUAUUUUAGUAGGAAAGAAUGACAAUGUGGAAGGUGUUUGCACCUUUUUUGGAAUGAACUUCUACGCCCCUGCAGUUAUUCUCACUACAGGAACAUUUAUGAGUGGUAAAAUUUGGGUUGGUAGAACUUCCAUGCCUGCAGGAAGAGCUGGUGAAUCAGCUUCACAUGGACUCACUGAAAACUUACAGCGUCUUGGAUUUGAAAUUGAUCGGUUGAAAACAGGAACCCCAGCUCGUGUGGACUGCCGAACUGUUGAUUUCUCUGCACUGGAACCCCAACAUGGUGAUGAAGAGGUCAAUUGGUUUAGUUUUGAUCCUGAUUUUCACAUAGAGAGAGAGCAAAUGUGCUGCUAUUUGACUCGCACUACAAAAAGUACACAUGAACUUAUCAAGGAGAACCUGCACGAAACUCCCACUUACGGAGGCUGGGUGGAAGCAAAAGGGCCUAGAUAUUGCCCUUCUAUUGAAGAUAAGAUUGUGAGGUUUCAAGAUAAAGAGUCUCAUCAGAUUUUUCUUGAACCAGAGGGCCGAAAUGUGCCUGAGCUCUACGUGCAGGGAUUCUCUACUGGUUUGCCAGAACGAUUACAGUUGCCACUUCUGAGAACUUUACCAGGCCUUGAGAACUGUUCGAUGCUCAGACCUGCAUAUGCUGUAGAGUAUGAUUUCUUGCCUGCUCAUCAGUGUAGCAGAUCUCUAAUGACAAAAAAAAUUGAUGGACUUUUCUUCUCUGGUCAAAUAAAUGGAACCACUGGGUAUGAAGAAGCAGCUGCACAAGGAAUUAUAUCUGGCAUCAAUGCUGCCAGAUUUUCAGAUGGCAAGUCCCUUAUUGUUCUCGAGAGGGAAAGUAGUUAUAUUGGGACCUUAAUUGAUGACCUCGUCACCAAGGACCUUCGCGAGCCUUAUCGUAUGCUGACGAGCCGCUCAGAACAUCGAUUACUUCUCCGAUCAGACAAUGCAGAUAGCCGUCUCACACCUCUUGGCCGUGAAAUUGGGUUAAUAGAUGAUAGGCGGUGGAAGCUAUACCAAGAGAAGCAGGGUAGAAUUUCGGAAGAAAAGAAAAGAUUGAGAACUGUCAGGAUAUCAGGAGGAGAGCUGGCUGCUGAUGUUUCUCGCUUGUCUGGUCAGCCUGUGAAGGACUUUUCGACAUUGGAGAGUCUUCUUAAGAAACCACACAUAGGAUAUAAUGUUUUUGAUGAGCAUGGUUUCGGGAAUAAACUCUUAACCAAAUCAGAAAAGGAUUGUGUAGAGAUUGACAUCAAAUAUGAGGGGUUCAUUCUGCGGCAGCAAACGCAACUCCAGCAGAUGGUUCAUCAACAACAUAGGGUACUUCCUGAAGACUUGGAUUACUAUGCAAUGACAACACUGUCUCUUGAAGCUCGCGAGAAAUUAUCUAAGGUGAGGCCACAAACUAUUGGUCAAGCAAGUAGAGUUGGCGGGGUAAAUCCUGCUGAUAUCACUGCUCUCCUUAUCAUCCUAGAAUCCAAUCGAAGGAAAGCCCAGGAGAUGAGGCGCCAUCAGAUGCUCAGUUCCAUCGUUAGAGAACCUACCAAUACAGGAGAACGCCCUUCUGCAGUUCACUUGGCCGAGACGACCAGUUCUUGACAUGUCUUUGGUGGUUUAGAGAAUUCGAUGUCUGAGUCAGAAGUACUGCAUUCUGCAGUACAUGGCUUUCUCAAGAUCAUUCUUCAAAUGAGUAGGAAGAAGCUAUCGUUUGGAGGUUUUGAAUCAUUCUGGGGUGACAAGCCAAAUGGAUUGCAGCGUUCUUGUUUGGCAGCUGGGAUUCUCAGGGAAAUUGUUACACACUCAUAGUUCGACCACUGUCCUCGAUCAGUGCCGCAGUAUCGAAGGACAUUUUUGGCUACAGUAGAAGUUGUCUCCUUGGAUAAUUAUUCGUACGAAAGGCAUUUUCCAAUGCUUGUGAUGAAUUAAUCUUGAAUUAUGUUUCCUACAUCAUAUUGUAGUGAAGACUCUUGUAAGCUGUUACUAUAAGAAGUGGAAAGAAUUAAAAAAUGUGUUUCAAUGACGCAGAAUUGCUCGAUUUAAGUUUUGAAUUUA